Mus caroli (Ryukyu mouse) is the source of this 6310-nucleotide messenger RNA. It is a transcript of the gene Ccnd2, whose product is annotated as cyclin D2. Lineage: Eukaryota; Metazoa; Chordata; Mammalia; Rodentia; Muridae. The record is from RefSeq and is a predicted model, not a curated record.
UGCCUCAGAGAGAGAGGAGAGCGAGCCGAGGAGAGCCGGGCAGUUCGGAGGGAAGGACCGGUGCGAGUCAGGCGGCCCUUGAGGCUCCGCUCGCCCACCUUCCACUCUUCUCUCUCUCUCCCCCUCUCUCUCUUCGCCAUUUCUUUCCUCUCCCAAAUCUCCCAUUCAGCCAAAGGAAGGAGGUAAGGGAAGCACUCCCCGACCCCCCGCGCCUCCAAAAAACAAUAAUAUUUUAAAAAUUUUACAGUCGGGACCGAGUGGUGGCCGGCUGGCUAUGGAGCUGCUGUGCUGCGAGGUGGACCCGGUCCGCAGGGCCGUGCCGGACCGCAACCUGCUGGAAGACCGCGUCCUGCAGAACCUGUUGACCAUCGAGGAGCGCUACCUCCCGCAGUGUUCCUAUUUCAAGUGCGUGCAGAAGGACAUCCAACCGUACAUGCGCAGGAUGGUGGCCACCUGGAUGCUAGAGGUCUGUGAGGAACAGAAGUGUGAAGAAGAGGUCUUUCCUCUGGCCAUGAAUUACCUGGACCGUUUCUUGGCUGGAGUCCCGACUCCUAAGACCCAUCUUCAGCUCCUGGGCGCAGUGUGCAUGUUCCUAGCUUCCAAGCUGAAAGAGACCAUCCCGCUGACUGCGGAAAAGCUGUGCAUUUACACCGACAACUCUGUGAAGCCCCAGGAGCUGCUGGAGUGGGAACUGGUGGUGUUGGGUAAGCUGAAGUGGAACCUGGCCGCAGUCACCCCUCACGACUUCAUUGAGCACAUCCUUCGCAAGCUGCCCCAGCAAAAGGAGAAGCUGUCCCUGAUCCGCAAGCAUGCGCAGACCUUCAUCGCUCUGUGCGCUACCGACUUCAAGUUUGCCAUGUACCCGCCGUCGAUGAUCGCAACUGGAAGCGUGGGAGCAGCCAUCUGUGGGCUUCAGCAGGAUGAUGAAGUGAAUACACUCACGUGUGAUGCCCUGACUGAGCUGCUGGCCAAGAUCACCCACACUGAUGUGGAUUGUCUCAAAGCCUGCCAGGAGCAAAUCGAAGCUGUGUUGCUGAACAGCCUGCAGCAGUUCCGUCAAGAGCAGCAUAACACCGGAUCCAAGUCUGUGGAAGAUCCGGACCAAGCCACCACCCCUACAGACGUGCGGGAUGUUGACCUGUGAGGAAGCCAUUCGGGCGGCAAGAGAGAGGCGUGUUCGUCAUCUGCUAGCCCCUUCUCUCUCUAGUUAUGUCUUGUUCUUUGUGUUUUUAGGAUGAAACUUCAAAAAAGAAAAAAACAAAAACAAAAACAAAUCUGCCCCCACCUAGAUCCUAUUUAAAGGUCUUUUAGAAGUGAGAGGAAAAGGCCGUAUAGUUGUAACACAUGUGGUGCCUGUUCAAAGUUCAGCAUAAGGGGAUCCCUUGUACACUCGAACCGUUAUUAUUUGAUGAUGUAAAAGUCAUAGUGAGAUGCUUGCAGGAGAACCCGCAGACUAGCUAGAGUGUGCAUACCUGCAAUAUGGGAACAAAUUAGAGGAGACUGUCUUUUGUGCUUGUGACGUAGUGCAUAUGCCCCCUUUAGAAUUGCAAGGAACUGUGGGUGCCAGGACGGCAUGAGUAGUUUGCAAAGCAGUGAACCCAAGGAGGAAUCAGAAACAAGAAGGGACAUGCCGGGGAGGUUGCACAAAACCACCCGACCACAUGACUGAACCAUUUUGGAUGUAAGAAGCGCCUUGAUGCCUCACCACGUGUUCCCAAGACUGAGCGUGGUCGGGUCUCUCCGUCGCAUACUCUUGCUGACUAAAGUAGCUGCUACCUAAGGGAUAUGUCUUUUGCCAGUUGGACACAGGUGAACGGCUCCUAAGUCUCGUGUUUGGUGAAUUUGGGCUUCUUCUUCCAAACAUGGUUCAUUGUAGAUGUAUUUUACUGUUAUCUGAUGGAGGGAAUUCGCUAUGGGCCAUGACCAAAACGCAUCUAAAUGGGGGCAGAUGGAGACCACAGACGGAAUCUAAAACAAAUCUUCCUUGUGUAAGGGAAGAGGGUGAGGUGAUCUUUAAUCCCCUUGUUAAGAAAAAGAAAAAAACAACCCUUAACUUUUGGUGCUGAUUGGCAUGUCUGGUCCACUGUUUAACUUUGUUAUAAACCAUUCCAUUAGAAAAGCACUUUGAAAAUUUGGGGGGAGGGUGGGGUGGGAUAUGGGAUGGUUUAUGCAAAUCAUGUUGAAUAUGCCUUCCUCCUUUGCCCCUCCCCUUCCUGACCCUCGUCCAGUUACUGUUCAUUUCUGGAGUCUGAUGUUCUGGUACCCAGCUCUGGUGUCCCUGCCAGGGCUGAGAAAGCCCUCUGCUGAUAUCCUCAUCCCAGCAUUCCUCGGAAAACCUGUCAACAGAGGUCUAAAACAUUCUGAUGGCUUAGAAGGAUUGAAUCCCCGUCUAUGUUUUUCUCCUUUAGACAUGGAAAGAAAAGUUACUUCUGAUGCAAAGGCUGAACAUCAGGGUGUGGCAUUUUGGUCCCUUUUCCGUUUUUUGUUUGUUUGUUUGUUGUUAAUUUUAGUGCAAAGUUGUAUUCAUUGUACUUGAAGACCCCUCUCCCACUUCUUUGAGACAGUCAGUAAACAGAAGUGGGAGCCACAGUUGGUUUGGUUUGGUUUGGUUUUUUUGGUUUUUUGUUUUUUGUUUUUUUUUUUUUUUUUGCACAAUUAUAAUUGACAGGUUGUGAAGCUAUUUGUUAAAAUAUCCGCUUUUUUUUUUUUUUUUUUUUUUUUGAGAAAAGAUCAGAACAGGGCUGCUUUGAAGCGUUAUACACAGGUUCUGCCUUGUUUCACAGUGUGAGGGUUGAAGAUGGAGAAACAUCUAAGGGUCUCUUAUCUUUCAUUUUUCUUUUGUUCUGUUUAUUAUUAUUUUUCGCUGCUAAGAAGCUAAGAUCGUUCACCCCCAUUCACAUUAACAGUAUCUAGCUGUAAUGUUUCACGGUGUGCUGCUAUUUUAGAAACAUUGUUAUAAUAUAUUAUUUUACUGCUUAAAUUUCAAGUCCCGAAGUAGAUGGUUGAGAGAUGAGUUCUCUGUACUGGAAAAGCUUUUUUCCUCUGUUCCUGUUCUUCUGGUAGCAUUGAUGGGCUGCGUUUCAUUUGGUUCCGUUCUGUUCCUUUUCUUCCGUGCUUCUUCAUUUCCAGGUUUUCUUUUCCUCCUCUGAUCACAUUCUUCAAAGAGAGUAUUCUUUACCUCAGGUUUACUGGACAAAAACAAAACAAAACAAAACCAAUAAUGAUAACAAUGUACUUCUUUUUGUUUUCAUAAUACCUCACAGCUCUACCGGUUCUGUUUGGAAGGCCACUGGCACCAGGCACAGGGCAGGCAGAAGAUAGGGACUGGACAUCCUACUUGAUAGAAAGCAGGAGAAAGCUGACCCCAGAGUCUCAGGCCAGGGGUCUUCUCUGUCUUGAAGGUCACCAGGCUCCCCUCUGACACAGGCUCCCUUCUUAUGAUAGAAGACAGUGAUGAAGGGCUCCUCUACCCAAGGCAGAUAUUCAUCAAACACAGACAGUGGUCUAGGUCAGCCUGAUUUGCAUAUGUGCACCAGAGUCAACAAUGAAGAAUUCUGGCAGACAGUUAGGAGACCCUUCCCCCAUCUUGUAGCCCAUUCAGACACAGGACUUUCCUCUUCAUGGGGUCCCUUUAUCAUGAACAUUGACCAGUUUCCUUCUUGGCAUCUAUACCCCAACUUCGGAUGGCCUCCGAAGACUUCCUAGGACUGAGUCUGGUGCUGAGUCUGCAGCACACGUGGAUGGUAUUCCUUUCUCCUUCUCUUGUCCUCUGCAGUCUACAGUGACAGGCAAGCACUGUGUGUGGCCAGGUUGUCUGUGUGUAGCAUUGAAUGGCUUCAGGGUUUGGAUCCCAUUGAGUGGGGCAAGGUAGGAGGCCCAGGUUGAAUGAGUCUGGAAUGCAAGUUGAAAGAAGGGAGAGGCUGUUUCUGUGGUCUCCGGUGUAUUUAGGAAGGAUUGGGACUUGGUGAGUUAGCAAGACCCUAAUUUCUAGGGGCUUUGUGGUGGGACAGUGGGUGAUGGUUUGGGAAGUUUGAGAGAGGAAACGGGAGCAGCCUGCAGCUAGCCAGUGUUUAUCCAGAGCUCACACACUGCACAGCACCCUCUCCUGGUCCUUAAGGGACCCCACAGAACUUGACAGACACACUCCCUUGAGUUCUUGGGCAACUUGGGUACCUGAUGAGUGGCCUUUGAGCUUAACUGAAACAUUGAAUGAAGGAAGCUGACACACAAGGGGAGAGGCAGGUUACUAUCUGCCCCUCCAUUCAUCUUACCUGGAACCUAAGACACUUUUCCUGUUUGCCUUCCUUGGAGCCUAGUGGGACGAGUCCUGUAGAGUGGCCAUUCUGCCUGCUCCUCACUUACACAAAGGAAGGGAGUCUGGAUUCCUUGGUGACCAAUACCUUCUGCUUAGAUGUGGGUCUCCUUGGUAGUAUUUCUGUCUCAGGGGUUUAAACGACCCCAAGGAUUUCAGCUUGCUCUCCCUAAGCCCCUUCAUAUCCUACAGAAGGGAUUGCAGAUUCUGGUCUUUUUUCUGCCUUGCUAAUGAUCUCUUCUUUGUUUCUAAUUUGUCAUUGUUGUUUGUUUUUGGUUGUUUUUGUUUUUUUUCUCCAGCAGUGGGGGCUAAGUCGUUCCCCCAGCCUGCCAAAUUUUGAUCCUUCCCUGUUUUGACCAAAUCCUAGGGGAAAGAAGCCCUAGUAUGCCAAAAAUAAUAUGCUAAGCAUAAGGAAAUUCAUAAUGGUUCCUAAGAACCAGGCAGCCUGUGAGUGGUGAGCUGCUUCUAGAUGGGACAGCUUGUAGAGGCUGCUUUGGUUUGAACUGUCCCCAGGACACCAUGGGAAAGCAGAGCCCGUCUUAUAGGUUGCUAGCUUUAAGGUGCAUGCCUACUGAGACGGACUCCUCUCUAGCAGCCAGGCUGGGGGUAUAUGUAGCACCCCUGGAUCCCAUCUUGUUGCUAGCAGGGUAAGUGACCCCUUGGAGGGAGCUUAAGAGCUUUCCUAUAGUCUAGCUCUUUGGGGAUCCACCAGAUUGUGCCUUGGGAGCUGUAGGAGCAACAGGCUAAGACGGGGUGGCUUUCACAAAAAAGGCAGAGGAGCUUUGUCUCCAUGAGGUAUGAAGACAGGGCUUGGAGGACCACACUUGUCCCUGUGUCCUGGACAGUGGUGUGGGAACUGGUGGUAGCAAUCAGAAGUCUAAGUAAGCCAACUGACCUCUAAGCCCAAAGGACUCCCCCUUGUUUACCUUAGACAGUCCAACCUUGGGAAUAGCUUUAAAAAGGGGAAUUAAUACUGAGACAGUGAAGUCCCCUUAAGCAGACAAGCCCUCCAUAGGUGCACACCGCACACAGGCUUCUCUCAGUGCAGACUCCAGGUGGUGGUCAACAGCUGCGGCAUGCUUAUCUAUUUGUACGAAAUAGUGUAGGGAAGUCCCAGGAGGUGUUAUAGCUUCCGUAUACCAUGUGGCUUUUGAUGCUUCUGGAUUCUCAACAGCACAAAAGAGUCCUCGAGCCGGAACAUGCGCUACUCUGCUUUUAAACGUAGCUGGGCUGGGAGACCCGUUCUUGGCUCUGGUUUUACGAAGCCAUCAAUACAUACACACCCUUGAUGGAGCUGCAGAUCCGUUCCUUUUCCUGCAGCCCACUUGUGGGGGAAAAGUGCCUUACUGACUUACAGUAGCCACUCAGUUUCAACAGGUGCCUAUCUUUGACAAAAAAAAAAACCAAAAAAAACAACAACAACAACAACAACAAAAAAACAGAAAAGAAAAAAAAAGGUUAAAAUGUCUCUUAAUUUUCAUUGGCUGUUAUUCUUAUACUGAUCAUCUUGUCUGUUCCCAGCAAGUCACCGGGCCAUCGAAUUAUCUCCAUGGUGUUGUUCAUUAUCCUUCUGCCGUGUACCUCAGAUCUAUCAGUUAUGAUCUCUCGUCUUGGAUUAUUUUGUUUCUUCUUUUUUUUUUUUAAAUUUGCUUUAAGAGUGCGAUGCCAUAUCAAAUCAAUGUUGUUCUCUCACGGUGUACUCUCUAACAGGUGUGGGUGGGGUUUAUGGUUGGGAUAAGAGGAGAGUCUAAAGUAGCAGAUUAGUGUGAAUAAAAAAGAAAAGGUCUUUAGGAAACCCGGGGGAAGUACAUUGUAUUGACUACAAUGCUGAUGUGACGUAGCCGUUAAGUCUUCAGUGAUCUUAAAAAAAAAAAAAAUCAACCGAAACUUGUUCUUCUGAGUGACUGGUUUGAAGUUGGAUUUGAAGAUGAUGUUGAAAAAGGUUUUGAAUGCAAUUAGGUUAUGCUAUUUGGACAAUAAACUCACCUUGACCUACAA